AUGGAUGAAGCAACACAUGAUGAGCUUCUUCAAGGUGAAGCACACAUAUGGAAGCACAUAUUCAGCUUCGCAAAUUCCAUGGCACUAAAAUGUGCGGUGGAACUAGGUAUACCCGACAUCUUACACUCUCAUAAUCGCCCUUUAUCACUCCCCGAAAUCGCCUCAAAUAUUUUCACCAACUCCUCCUCAUAUAAUUCCUCCCCACACACCCUCAAUAACCUCUCACGAAUUAUGCGACUUUUAGUUCACAACCAAAUAUUCACUUCCACCAUUUCUCAUGAUUCUGAUGGCAUUUCCCCUCCCGUCACACUCUACGCCCUGACCGCGGCUUCCCGGUGGCUAGUACGAUCCGGCCAAAAUGAGUUAAGCUUAUCCCCGUUGUUGCUCUUGGAAAACACUCCAUGGAUGCUUAAUCCAUGGCAAAAUUUAAGCACUUGUGUAAAAGAAGGUGGUUGUACGUUUCAAAAGGCUCAUAAUGGACGUGCAUUUUACGAUGUGGUUGGAAAAGAACCGGAAUUCAUGAGGGUCUUUUAUGAUGCAAUGAAACACACUGGAAAUAUUACUAUGAAAAAGGUGCUUUCUUCUUCUAGGGUUAGUAAUGCAAUAUGGGAAGGCUUGGAAUCUGUGGUGGACGUUGGUGGUGGAACUGGAAGUGCAAUUGCGGAGAUUGUUAAGACUUAUCCGCGUAUUAAAGGGAUUAAUUUUGAUUUGCCCCAGGUUAUUGAAAUCGCUCCGGAACACGCCGGAGUUACUCAUGUCGCCGGUGACAUGUUUGACGCUAUACCUAGUGCUCAGGCUCUCUUUCUCAAGUGGAUUUUGCACAAUUGGGAUGAUGAAAACUGUGUGAAGAUAUUGAAAAACUGUGGGAAAGCACUUCCGGAGAAAACGGGAAAGCUAAUUAUCGUUGAUUUGGUCUUAAAACCCGAUGACGAUGACGAUAUAUUUGGGAGCACAGGGAUGGCAUUUGAUUUGCAAAUGCUUGUCAACUUUCAAGGUUUGGAAAGGACUGAAGUUGAGUGGAAAAACCUUCUUGAAAAAGGAGGGUUUCCUCGUUACAAAAUUACUAAAAUCCCAGAUUUGUUCUCAAUUAUUGAAGCCUUUCCUUCCAAACUGACGCUUAAUUUGUCCAUGCCUUUCAAAUAACUUGGG
Messenger RNA from Oldenlandia corymbosa var. corymbosa, 1149 nucleotides. The record is from the annotation of a GenBank genome assembly. NCBI's taxonomy places the organism in Eukaryota, Viridiplantae, Streptophyta, Magnoliopsida, Gentianales, Rubiaceae.